UUUAGUUUAUUCAUUAGAAGUUGGUUUUACUAUUAGGUUUUCAAUUUGAGUCAAUUGAUUCAUUUAAUUCCCCUCAAGUGUCUCAGUUCAUCACUCGCUUUUUUUGUUCUCGUCUCUUUUCGAUUAUAUAGAUAAAGGCCAUUGAGUACAACUUGAUAGAUUAUUGAGUCAUGCCAAUAUCUCAAGACUCUCCUUCUUCCCAGAAUGGAAAUCUUCAGAAAAGACAUAGUACUAAAUACGAUUCCAAUCGAAUUGCAAUUCCCAAAUAUUCCAAUUCUCCGCUGAAUACCUCGACUAGCCAUCAAAACGAUGGUAUUGCUGACUCCAAGGAACCAAAUGGUGAAUUGGGUAAUGAUUAUGAAAAUGUAAACGAACCCCCCAAGUCAAAUGGUGAUUCCAAAGCUGCUAAUAACCAAGAAAAUUCAAUUAAAAAUGAGUAUUAUCAUAAUAUAAACCAAUCUACAGAAGAUGAAGUUAAAGAGGAUAUUCAUAAUGCUAAAAAUCAAUCUCAUCAACACAGUUCGUCCGCAUCUCCUACUAGAAAAAGAUUUGGACAGGAGUCCCCUAAAGUCAUUUCUAAUCCCUGGUCCUUUUUUAACAGGAAUAAAAUUGAUAAACAAGAAUCAAGAUAUCAAACUGAACAAGAUGAAAUCGAAUCAGAUAGACCAUAUUCUCCUGCUUCCGUUAGGGAUAUCAGUAACACUGGAAACGACUUAGACGAUGCGGAAUUCGAAACUGAAGCUCAACAACAAGACCAAUUACCUGAUAAUCAAAAUGAACAAAUUCCUGAAAACCACCGUUCAAAAUCUUUCAAAAGAUCUCAAAGUCAAAACCAAGCAUUAUCUUCUUUUAUCCCAACUAUGUUUUCAAGUAAAACAAACCAAGAAAAUCAAGGUAAUGCUAAUGGUUUACUUCCUGAAGGUGCCGUUUCAGGUAAUGAAACUAGCUUUCCCACUGAUAGAAGGCUGAAAAAGCUUUUUGCACUUUUAAAGAGAAAGCAACGUGAACCUAAAAGACUAAAUCCUUCCUUUAUCCCUAGUUCUAAUGAUCAUGCCGCUAUUGAACGUGCUAAUAAAUUGGUCGAUGCCUUAUCUUUAGCUUGUCCUUCUAUUAAUCUUUUAGCAUCCUGUUUAUGUGAAGAUGAAUAUGGUAUUGCAAGAGCUCCCCUUUUAUUAACAUUACUUGGUUUGAAAGUUCGCGAUUGCUCCCCUAGUGUUAGCACGAAGAACAGAAGAUUAAUCAUCGAUUUAGAGUAUGGUGUUGGUCCUCAAAGAUUAAAAUGGUCAGUUGCUAAAACGGCCAAAGAUUUAUUAUAUUUGCAUUCUCGUUUCAAGAUCGAAAAUAUUAAAUUCGAUUUAAGUAAAACCGAGGAUUUACCCAAAUUACCAAUUCCUCCCUUAAGAAAUGAUAGACAAGGUGGUAAAAAACGCUCAAGAAGUAUUACUGGAAGUAAUAUAAAUACUCCUAUCGAUGAGGUCUUAGAUGAUCCAACAAGUAAUGUUGAAGACCAAGCAAGCUUAGUUCAAGCUAAUCCUCAUCAAAAUAACACUGAUGCACAAUCUACUCAUACUGCUCACACAACCCUUAGUGGUCAUCUCAACAACUUAAGAGCUCACCUUAGUAGAGCUUCCUCUGUUUCAACAGAGGAUUUAAGCCCAGAAGUUCAACAUGGACGUAAAAUCAAAAACGAAGAAUAUGUGGCCCAAGUUAGCAACUAUUUACAUGACUUGAUCAAAUUACUCGCAUUAAGGCCUCAAUCAAACAGAUUGUUCCAGUUUUUUGAAAUUUCUCCAAUUUCAUCCUUGUUAAGUUAUGAAACAGGGUAUCAGGGCAAGCAAGGGGUGAUUCAUGUUGGUGGUACAGCUAAGUCUCAAGGUUGGAGGGUUGGCCAUUUUAAGGCUAACGACUUGAAGGGUAUGAUUGAUAGAAGAUCCGAGAAAUGGUUACUUGUAAGAAACUCAUAUGUCAUGUAUGUUGCAGACAUUAACUCUACAUUACCAUUAGAAGUUUUCUUAGUUGAUCAUAAAUUCAAAAUAAGCGUUAAAAGUGAUCUUUUUGACACCAAAACCUUAACAUCGGGCUCUGAUAGUGAAUCUGAUUAUGAUGACGCCUCAUUAGUUCAAAAAGCCAUUAAUACUGAAGAAACCACGGCUACCAAUGUACUGAAUAAGGUUUUCAAGCAUUUGAAAAUAACUUUGGAGAACUCUGAACGUAAGUUGGUGUUGAUUCCUAAAUCCACAAGAGAACACAAACUCUGGCUUAAAUCAUUGAAUGAUAUGAAAAAUUCUUCUAUUUGGUCAAAUUCAAAUAGGUUUGAUUCAUUUGCUCCGAUUAGACAAAACUGUUAUGCUCAGUGGUUUGUUGAUGCAAGAGAUUAUUUCUGGGCAGUUUCCUCAGCAAUGGAAAUGGCUAAAGAUGUGAUUUUCAUUCAUGAUUGGUGGUUGUCUCCUGAACUUUACUUAAGAAGACCAGCCAAUGGAAAUCAACAGUGGAGAAUUGAUAGAAUAUUGCAAAGAAAAGCACAACAAGGAGUUAAAAUUUUCGUCAUUGUUUAUCGUAAUGUGGGUACAACCGUUUCAACGGACUCUUUAUACACCAAACAUUCUAUUUUGUCCUUAAAUGAAGAAAACAUACAUGUUAUAAGAUCACCAAACCAGCUCUUACAAAAUACUUAUUUUUGGGCUCAUCACGAAAAACUUUGCAUCAUUGAUCACACUGUUGCCUUUUUGGGUGGUAUCGAUUUAUGUUAUGGUAGAUACGACACUCCAGAUCAUGUUUUAGUGGAUGAUUCAAAAGUUGAUUUUAACGCUUUGAAUCCUGAAUCACUUUCUCCAGAAGAAUUCAUCAGAUUCCAAACUUUCCCCGGUAAAGAUUAUUCAAACCCUCGUGUUAAAGAUUUUUUCGGUCUUGACAAACCGUAUGAAUCGAUGUAUGAUCGUGACUCUACACCAAGAAUGCCUUGGCAUGAUGUCCAUAUGCUUACCUCUGGUAAGAUUGCAAGAGAUUUAUCAAGACAUUUUGUUCAAAGAUGGAACUACUUACUUCGUCAAAAGAGACCAAGUAGAUUCACCCCCUUGCUUACCCCUCCACCAGAUCUUUCAGAUAAAGAAGUUGAAGAAAUGGGUCUUGGUGGUACAUGUGAAGUGCAAUUAUUAAGAUCCUCGGGAAAUUGGUCAUUAGGUCUCAAGCAACACGAACAAAGUAUUCAAAAUGCUUACUUGAAAUUGAUUGAGACGUCUGAGCAUUUCGUUUAUAUUGAAAACCAAUUCUUCGUCACUUCUUGUUUUAUUGAUGGAACUGAAAUCCAAAAUAGAAUCGGUGAUGCAUUGGUUGAUCGUAUCAUCAAAGCACACAAUGAAGGUACUAACUGGAGAGCUGUGAUUGUGAUUCCGUUGAUGCCAGGUUUCGAGUCUCAGGUUGAUGAGCCUGAUGGAUCUUCUGUCAGAGUCAUUAUGCAAUGCCAAUAUAUGUCUAUAUCAAGAGGCACUACUUCAAUUUUCGCCAAAUUGAAGAAAUAUGGAAUCAAUCCUGACGACUAUAUCCACUUUUUCUCAUUGAGAAAAUGGGGUAUUAUCGGUCCAGAUAGAACCUUGGUAACUGAACAAUUAUAUAUUCACGCUAAGACUAUGAUUGUUGAUGACAGAGCAGCAAUUAUUGGUAGUGCUAAUAUUAACGAAAGAUCAAUGAGAGGUGUGAGAGAUUCGGAGGUUGCUGCAGUUGUACGUGAUAAAGAAACCAUAAGUACAACCAUGAAUGGUGAGCCAUAUCUUGCUGGUAAAUUCGCUCAUACCUUGAGAAUGAGAUUGAUGAGAGAACAUGUUGGUGUAAGUGUUGAUACUUUAGAUAUAGUGGAAAGACGUUUCAAAAGAUUCGAAAAUUUCGCUAAAACCCAAAAGGGACUUCAAGCUGCUACGAACAACUUCAAGAACCCAGAGCAUGCAGUUAUGUCUGCCAUGGUUGAGUUGGCUUCAAGAGAUAUUCUCCAACAACCUCAAGGUACCUUUAGAUGGAAAAACUUUCACAACUCUAAACAUAAGGGUAUCACAGCCGAAGGUACUCCAUUGGAUGACAUUAACGAAGAAGAGAAAAAAGUCACACCUAGUCCAUUGUCAUUACCAAUCUCAUUCAAUAAUAGAACUGGUCAACAUGAAGCAAAUAAGGGUAUCAGAGAUAAAAAGAAGCAUUCUUUCGAUGCUAGGGUACAACAUAAUGACACCCAUAAAAUGGAUGUGUAUGGUGAAGGUUUAGAUAAGUAUCAUUCUAAAUUGGCUAAGAAAGCUAGACUUAACAGUACUAGAUUCUUGAAAGAUCUUGCAUACAAAUCCAUGCAAGAAAACCCAAUUGGUACUUUCUUGCCAGACACUUCGAAUGUUAUUGAAUUCUUGGAAUCUGAUGAUUACGAAAUGCUGGAUGAAAUGGAUCAUGAUUCUGAAGUAAUAAUCUAUGAAAGGAAUAAAGAAAGGUGGCAAUUAUUGAAAAAGAUUUCUUAUUUACAAAGAGUGGCUGCUAAAGAAAAAGAACAGAAGGAAGAAGAAGGCAAAAAGAGAGUGGCAACUGGGUUACCACAAUCUAGCUCUUUUGAAACCUCUUCUAACAACGAAAAUAUAAAUGGUAAUGCAACUUCACUGGCUCCUCAAACUGCCGGAACUGCUGGUUCUGCUCCUGAGGUUCAAACUGAAAACCAAAAAGUUAAUAAUCUGGCCGAUACUAAUUCACAAUCACAAGACUUGAAUGAUGCAGGAGCCAUGGAUAAAAAAUCAAUUGAAGCAGUUACUAGUGAUGCGAAUGGUGAUGACAUACCAAUUAUUACUUUAAAUGAAACAUCAGCUCGUGAUGUCAUUCAAGAAAUCAAUUCGAGAGGUGUGCAACAAUUCAACAGAUUUAUCGAUCCAUAUUGUUUUGAAGAUCCAUUGGAUGUUGAGUUUUACGAAGAUAUUUGGUAUGACAAUGCUAGAAGAAAUACAGAAAUUUUCCGUACCAUUUUCCACACUCAACCGGAUGAUACCGUUUUAUCUUGGAAAGAUUAUAAACAAUUUUCUAAACUACAAAGGGCAUUCAUCUUAGCCCAAGCUCAGGAUUCCAGAAGCAGAAGAGAAAAAUUCCAUUAUGAUCAUCAGAGUCUGGAUGAGGAGGAGAUUGAUGAAGAAAGCUCAACUCAUAAUAGUAACCACAGAAGAAAAGGUAGCCACGCUACUAUUAAUGUUAAUAAAUUGCAAAAUGAUGUCGGCUUAUUAGGAUAUGCACCACCAAGUAGUCACAAUGAAGGAGGAUCUUUAUCCCCUCAAAUUCCAAGAAACAAGUUCAAAAACCGUUUUCAUAAAGAUGCUAUCAAUGCAAUUAGCGAAGAAGAGCCUUCGCAGAACCAUGAAAAUGGUACACAUGUUCCAAGUGUUGAUGGUGACAAAGAAGAACUGAAUAAUGGUUUCCAGACCCAAUCCCCAGAAGAUGAAUCCUCUAAUUCCAAUGACACCGAUCAAACCCCAUCAUAUGAAGCAGACAAAGAUGAAAAUGAUCAUACUGGAAAUGGAAUCACGUUCAAUGCUGCUAAUGGUAAGCCAUCAGCUGAUACGAAGACACACGCUAGAAGAAGAGCUGGAACUUUUGGCACCAGAAGAAGAGUCUAUAUGGGUGAACGUGUUUUUGAACGUGAUUCUGCUGAACGUAUCUUGAACGAAAUACAUGGGCACUUAGUCAUGUUCCCGGCCGAUUGGCUAAUGAGAGAAUUGGAAGGUGGAAACUGGUUCUAUAAUACUGAUAGAAUCCCGCCAAUCGAUAUUUAUGAUUAAGUUCUGCUUACUUUCUGGCAGCUCAAAUGCAAUACUUAUUCAAAAUCCUACUUUUCUUACAUACUUCAAUUCUUUAAUUUUGCUUAAUUUUUUGUUUUUUUGUUUUUUGUGUAUAUGUCUAAGUUUUAAGUCAAUUUCUAUUUAAUUUACAGCUUACAAGUUUCUUUUCAAC
This is a messenger RNA of Hyphopichia burtonii NRRL Y-1933, 5958 nucleotides long. RefSeq names its product phospholipase D (gene PLD1). Gene Ontology annotation, biological process: cell motility. The coding region runs from base 171 to 5786 and encodes 1871 amino acids. NCBI's taxonomy places the organism in Eukaryota, Fungi, Ascomycota, Pichiomycetes, Serinales, Debaryomycetaceae. The record is from RefSeq and is a predicted model, not a curated record. Gene Ontology annotation, molecular function: catalytic activity. The transcript has a single exon.